This is a messenger RNA of Anoplopoma fimbria (sablefish), 477 nucleotides long. Its product is annotated as isotocin-neurophysin IT 1-like. Bases 1 to 471 code for a protein of 156 amino acids. NCBI's taxonomy places the organism in Eukaryota, Metazoa, Chordata, Actinopteri, Perciformes, Anoplopomatidae. Gene Ontology annotation, molecular function: neurohypophyseal hormone activity. The transcript has 3 exons. The record is from RefSeq and is a predicted model, not a curated record. Gene Ontology annotation, cellular component: extracellular region; secretory granule.
AUGACUGGAGCUGCUGUGUCUGUGUGCCUUCUUUUUCUCCUGUCUGUAUGUUCAGCGUGUUACAUCUCUAACUGUCCAAUCGGUGGGAAGCGGUCUAUCAUGGAUGCACCGCUGCGAAAGUGUAUGUCAUGUGGCCCUGGAGACAGGGGCCGCUGCUUUGGCCCCAGUCUCUGCUGCGGUGAGGGCCUCGGCUGCCUGCUGGGCUCCCCGGAAACAGCUCGCUGCGUGGAGGAGAACUACCUGCUCACCCCCUGCCAGGCAGGAGGGAGACCCUGUGGAUCUGAGGGAGGACGCUGCGCUGCUUCAGGAAUCUGCUGUGAUGCAGAAAGCUGCACCACAGACCAAUCCUGCCUCGUCGAUGAGGAAGGAGACGACCAGACCGGCCAAUUCGAUGGCAGCGAACCCGGUGACAUCAUCCUCAGGCUGCUGCAUCUGACUGGUCUCAAUUCUCCUCAUCGAGUUCACCAAUGAGCAGCU